AUGAAGGGGAGAGGAACGAGGAAGGCAAAAGCUAGCGACCCAGGCCAUGGGUGUAGACCUCAGAGAGCAGACCCAGCCAAGCCGAGAGGAGGAGACGGGGUCUGGAACUGGAGAAAGGAGGAGCACAACUGGAGAAGUGGACCGUGGAGAGUCAAGCAGAGGACGGUAGAGUGCACGAGAGGUAACCAGCGGGAUGAGGCUGGGCGAGCAAAGGACAAGAUGUGGGCCAUCUUCCACAGCUCCAUAGAGACUGGAGCGGGACGAGGCCGGAGCGAGACGAGGCCGGAGCGGGACGAGGCCGGAGCGGGACGAGGCCGGAGCGGGACGAGGCCGGAGCAGGACUAUCCCAGAGAGGCCGAUCUCGAGAAAAGGACACCAAGCUGA
Messenger RNA from Knipowitschia caucasica, 384 nucleotides. NCBI's taxonomy places the organism in Eukaryota, Metazoa, Chordata, Actinopteri, Gobiiformes, Gobiidae. The record is from the annotation of a GenBank genome assembly.